AUGGGUGCUGAAGAGGGUAGCAGGCAGGCCGGCAAGUCUGGUGGAACGACGAAGGAUGGUGAAGGCUGGGGGAGGAGCCGGGCGUUUGAUCGAUUGCUCGGUGUCGGUGGGCAGUUUUUUGAGGCUGGAGGCGGUCCGAUGCUGACAGAGGGGACAUGUCGGUUGCCAAGUGGCUGCCAAGUGGGCAAAGGAUUGAACGGAGGUUGGUGGUGGGUCUCACCACAGGGUAGCAGUUGGCCGUCAAUCAUUGUUGAGGUCGGCGAAGGGGGGCAGACUCUCAAUUUGAGGAGGUCUGCUGGGGCAGGGUGUCGUCGUCAGCUUGGGGCCCAAAAACACAAGACCGAACCACUUGGCAGCCCUUUGGCUGCCAAGUGGUGUGAGGAGCUUGGAGGGGCUGAUUCAAGCUGGAGGAGCUGGGGAGAGGAGGGGGGAGGCUGGGGACGAGGGUGCGGCGGGAGGGUAGAAAGUCGGCGAGGCUGGGGGAAGCGAUAA
Puccinia graminis f. sp. tritici CRL 75-36-700-3 is the source of this 492-nucleotide messenger RNA. RefSeq lists its product as uncharacterized. The record is from RefSeq and is a predicted model, not a curated record. The transcript has 6 exons. Lineage: Eukaryota; Fungi; Basidiomycota; Pucciniomycetes; Pucciniales; Pucciniaceae. The coding region runs from base 1 to 492 and encodes 163 amino acids.